AUGGUAAAGCCAGGCUAUAGGCAUUUGAAAAAUCCAUAUAGUGAUCGUAAAGAGUCGAAAGCAAGGGAGAUAAAAAGGUCAUUGACACAUAGAGCUAGAUUAAGAAAGAACUAUUUUAAGCUACUUGAAAAAGAGGGUGAGAUAAAUAACGUUAAUUCUAAUUCUGUUAGCGAGAAUGAUGAAAACAGUGCUAAAGAUGUCAUAGAAGAUCAAGAUAGCAGACUACAUAAUGAAAUCAGGCCGAAGGAGAUUUAUAAGAGAAAUCCAAUUGCUCCAAAACAGAAAAUGACUUUUGCAGAUAGAGCACAGUUAGUAAAGGAAAGAAAGAAGAAAGAUAGAACCGCUAAAUUGAAUGCCAUAAAAGAGAAAAGAAAUGAAGCCGCAAAGAAGGAGGAUGACCGCCAGCUGAAAAGAGACUACUUGACCCAAAAAACUCGAAGAGGACAACCACUUAUGGGGCCAAGAAUCAAUAAUUUACUAGAAAAAAUACAAAAAGAAGCAAAGUAG
Molecule: messenger RNA, 507 nt
Organism: Priceomyces carsonii
Lineage: Eukaryota; Fungi; Ascomycota; Pichiomycetes; Serinales; Debaryomycetaceae
Gene: FYV5
Product: Fyv5p
Exons: 1
Coding region: 1-507 (168 amino acids)
Cellular component (GO): nucleus
Source: RefSeq, a predicted model, not a curated record